CGGCGGCCCCGGGAGCCGCGCACGGAGCGCGGGGACCCGCCGGACCGGGGCCGCGCCCUGCGAUGCGGACAAGGGACGCGCUGACAACCGGCCUGCGCUGCGGGCUGCUGCUGCUGCUGCUGCUGCUUCUUCGUCUUUCUGAUUUAAUUUUUUUUCCCUUUUUUUUAAAUAAUUUUUUUUACUUUUUUUUUAAUACUAUUUUUGGCUGAAGGGAUCCGACGCCUCCGAGCGGCCCCCGGCGCCGGUUCCCCGCCGGGCGGCACCCCCGCGCCGGGCGCGCUUCCCCCGCUCCUCCCCACCUUGUAUGGUGGAGCGGCCGCGGGGCGCAGCCGAGCGCUGCCCCGGGCUCCCCCGGCGCUCGCCCCCGCCGCUCCCCGCCCGGCCCCGCGUUGGCAGCCGAUGUAGGGCACGGCGCGGCGCGCCUGAGCCCCAGCGCCGCCACGGGAGCGGCCCCCGCGGCGCCGUCUAUGCCCGCGCCGCCCCGCCGCCCCCCCCAUGGUGCGGCCCCGCCGCGGGCCGUCGGAGAUCCGCUGGGCAGCAGCGCCGCGGGGAGUCCGGGCUGCUCCGGGGCUGCGAUGAGAUAGAGCCGGCGGCGGAGCGAGGAGCCCCGCGGAGGAGGGCGGGGGGCGGCGGAGAGCGACGCGACCCCCGGCCGCCCGCGGGUCGUAUGUUCAGGUCCAAACGCUCAGGGCUGGUGCGGCGACUUUGGAGGAGCCGCGUCAUUCCGGACAGGGACGGCGGAGAUGGGAGCGCCAGGAGCGGCCACGACCUCGGAGCCACCGGCAGCUGCAAGAUCGCGGAGAAAAGCCCCUCGGUGGAGCUCCGCGCGGUAGCGCGCAGCCUGCUGCUGCGGGAGCCGGAGGAGCGGCGCGGGGCGGCGGGCGAGGCGGCGCCGCGCGGGGACCCCAUGGCGGAGCGGCGCGGGGCCCGGCUCCGCGCCCCCGGCUCCGCGCCGGAGAGCGACGGCCGGACCGUGACCUGCUGCCUCUUCUCCGGCGGGGAGCCGGGCGGCCAACCUCCCCCGCCGCCGCCCCCGCCCGACGGCGCGGCCGACGGCGGCUCCCCGGAGCGGCGGGGCCGGGAGGCGCGGGCGCGGCUGCUGCUGCUGGAGCAGGAGCUGAAGGCCGUCACCUACUCGCUGCUGAAGCGGCUGAAGGAGCGCUCGCUGGACAGCCUGCUGGAGGCGGUGGAGUCCCGCGGGGGGAUGCCCGGCGGCUGCGUCCUGGUGGCCCGUACCGAGGUGCGCCUGGGGGGCCUGGCGGCGCCCCCGCACCUCCUCCUGGGCAAGCUGUUCCGCUGGCCCGACCUGCAGCACCCCGCCGAGCUGAAGCCCCUCUGCGAGUGCCAGAGCUUCGGCGUCGCCGACGGACCCACGGUCUGCUGCAACCCCUACCACUUCAGCCGCCUCUGUGGGCCAGAGUCUCCACCACCUCCCUACUCUCGGCUGUCUCCUAAUGAUGAGCAAAAGCCACUGGAUCUAUCAGAUUCCACGUUGUCUUACACUGAAACAGAGGCUACAAACUCUCCCAACGUCACGCCCGGAGAUUUCUCAGAUGCCAGCACGUCGCCCGAUGCCGUGAAGAGGAGCCAUUGGUGCAACGUGGCCUACUGGGAGCACCGGACGCGCGUGGGCCGCCUCUACACAGUGUACGAACAGUCUGUCAGUAUCUUCUACGACCUACCUCAAGGAAACGGCUUCUGCCUCGGACAGCUAAACCUGGACAACAGGAGCGAGACUGUGAGAAGGACUCGAAGUAAAAUCGGCUACGGGAUUUUACUGAGCAAGGAACCGGACGGGGUGUGGGCCUACAACCGCAGCGAGCAUCCCAUCUUCGUCAACUCCCCGACACUGGACAUCCCCAACUGCAGGACUCUGAUCGUGCGCAAGGUGAUGCCGGGCUACUCCAUCAAGGUGUUUGACUAUGAGAAAUCCUGCCUGCUGCAGCACACGGCCGAGCUGGAUUAUGCAGACGGGCCCUACGACCCCAACAGCGUCCGGAUCAGCUUCGCCAAGGGCUGGGGGCCUUGUUAUUCCAGACAGUUCAUCACGUCAUGUCCGUGUUGGCUGGAGAUCUUACUCAGCAACAACCGGUAACCCUCCGAGGAAAGGAAAACAUCAACGGCAACAAAACACACACACACAAAAAGAAAAAAAAAAAGAAAAAAAAAAAAGACACAGACUAUCCCAAAUAUCAUCUACCUAGAUUUAAUAUAAAGUUUUAUAUAUUAUAUGAAAAUAUAUAUUAUACUUGUAAUUAUGGAGUCAUUUUUACAAUGUAAUUAUUUAUGUAUGGUGCAAUGUGUAUAUGGACAAAAAACAGAAAAUGCACUUUGGCUUAUAUAAUUCUUUCAAUACAGAUUUUUAAAAAAAAGAAAAAAACAACAAAAAUUAUACAGCAAAAAUAGGAGAAAGCCCUAAUUUUGAUGUAUGGUUUUUUGAAAAAUUAUUAAUACCCAGACAAAAAGCUAAUACCAGUCACUCAUUGAUAAUAAAGUAUUCGCAUUA
Messenger RNA from Camarhynchus parvulus, 2506 nucleotides. RefSeq names its product SMAD family member 6 (gene SMAD6). NCBI's taxonomy places the organism in Eukaryota, Metazoa, Chordata, Aves, Passeriformes, Thraupidae. Gene Ontology annotation, molecular function: transcription regulator inhibitor activity; I-SMAD binding. Gene Ontology annotation, biological process: anatomical structure morphogenesis; cell differentiation; regulation of transcription by RNA polymerase II. The record is from RefSeq and is a predicted model, not a curated record. Gene Ontology annotation, cellular component: heteromeric SMAD protein complex.